CUACACAGUUCCAUCUGUCGCAGUAAGCAGUGAUUAUAAAAGAAGCAAACAAAUAUUGAAUUAUUUCAAUCCGUGUAUACGAAAAAUUAUGGAAGAAAGAAAGAAGAAGGAUCGUGAUAAAGUCGAGAAUAUGGCACCUACAAAGCAGACUGUGCACAAGAAGACGAUAGAAAGAAUCGGAUCAAGAAGACAAAAAUUCAAGAUAGAGUAUGAUACAGUGGAAAACGUAGACAGGACAGGAAAUGAAUUGCUUGCCAAUUGGAAGUGCUUAGUUCAAGAAAAAGAGAAAGAAAUCCACACAACCUCCAAGAAACUACAAAACAAGCAACCAAGCAAACUUUCCGAGAAUAGGCUCAGAGAAGUCAAAGAGGCAUAUAUGCACAAUCUACAAAUUUCCAUAAAAGAUAGGCUUUAUUACUUAAGGAAACAAAAACAGUUUCUUCUUGAUAAACAGAAAACCUUGAACAAUGUUUACAAAACAAUUGAAAAGAGCAACCGCUCAAGAAUUCCAAAUCCUUUCCCACAACUCAUUCUUGACGUUAAACGCGAUCAUUACAAACUGUUCAAGGAGGAACUUCUGAUUUCAUCAAAUGGUAGCAUAAACAAGUAUAAAAGACAAAUAUACGCGAAAGAACCCUCUGAAACUAUUCUUAAACUACCACAAUUGGUACCUGACAAAGAGCAAACAUGCAUACAAGAACACACCUCAACUAAUCGCCCUGGUACUUCAAAACUGCUUCCACCAUUACAGAUCUUACCACGAAACAUAAAAAAGACAUUAGUCGUAAACAAAAUAAGGGAUGAAAAGAAAGAUAAAAGUAAAGUUAGGUCAACAGAAUCAAUGUCUAAACCAGCACCAAAGCAACCAGCACCACAGCAACCAGCUGAGACAACAGCUUCCAAUGAAGUUGUAGAUAUGAACGCAGAAUUAGGUUCUAAAAGGGUAAGAUGGAAGAAUAAAAACCAAACUGUAAGGCUGCAAAAGGCAUCUCGUAAAAAUAACUAUGCCAGUGAUAGAACUUACCGAUUUUCCAGGCUUCAUCUUUCAUCUGGUAAAAAAUGCUUCAUCCCUAAAAGCAAAAUGGUUAAUGAAAGAUACUGCACCACAAGAAAACAAAACAGAAAUGUAGGAAAGCAAACAGACAUAGAAAAAAUAGACCGAUACCCAGAACCAGAUCGAAUUCAUACAUUGCCACGAAAUAUGAAAGAGACAUAUAUUGGUAAUAAGAUCAGGAAGGAAAGGAAAGAGAAAAGUAAAUUUAUUCCAAAGCAAUCAAUGUCUAUAUCAGCUCCACAGAAGACAACAGCAAACGGUGGAACUUUAGAUAUGAACUCAGAAUUAGCAUUGAAAAGGACAAAAUGGGAAAAUAAACUUCCAAAUUUUAGACUGCAGAAUGCAUCUGGUAAAGAUCGCUACAUCUCUGAUAGAAAUUACCGAUUUUCCAGACUGCAUAAGUCAUCUGUUAAAAAUUGUUAUAUACCUAAAACCGAAAGUAUCAAAGUAAGCAAAAUCGUUACUGAGAAAUAUAGUACAACAAGAACACAAAAAAGGACUGUCAAAAAGCAAACAGAAGUAGAAAAACCGGACAGCUACCCAGCACAGGAUCAAAUUCAUACUUGGUCACAAAAUUUAAAAAAUAUCAUGAAUGAAAAGAAAGAUAAAAGUGAAGUUCUGAAAUCAAUGCCUUUAUCAGCUCCACAGCUGACUGAUGAGACAACACAUUUCAAUAAAUUGUCAACAGAACAGCAGGUCAAUGAGACAACAGCAUUCAAUAAAAUGUCUUCAUCAACAGAACAGCAGGCUGAUGCGACAACAUCAUUCAAUAAAAUGUCUUCAUCAACAGAACAGCAGGUCGAUGAGACAACAGCAUUCAAUAAAAUGUCUUCAUCAACAGAACAGCAGGUCGAUGAGACAACAGCAUUCAAUAAAAUGUCUUCAUCAACAGAACAGCAGGCCGAUGAGACAACAGCAUUCAAUAAAAUGUCUUCAUCAACAGAACAGCAGGCCGAUGAGACAACAACAUUCAAUAAAAUGUCUUCAUCAACAGAACAGCAGGCCGAUGCGACAACAGCAUUCAAUAAAAUGUCUUCAUUAACAGAACAGCAGGCUGAUGAGACAGCAGCAUUCAAUAAAAUGUCUUCAUCAACAGAACAGCAGGCCGAUGAGACAACAGCAUUCAAUAAAUUGUCUUCAUCAACAGAACAGCAGGCUGAUGAGACAGCAGCAUUCAAUAAAAUGUCUUCAUUAACAGAACAGCAGGCUGAUGAGACAGCAGCAUUCAAUAAAAUGUCUUCAUCAACAGAACAGCAGGCUGAUGAGACAGCAGCAUUCAAUAAAAUGUCUUCAUCAACAGAACAGCAGCUCGAUGAGACAGCAGCAUUCAAUAAAAUGUCUUCAUCAACAGAACAGCAGGCUGAUGAGACAACAGCAUUCAAUAAAAUGUCUUCAUCAACAGAACAGCAGGCCGAUGAGACAGCAGCAUUCAAUAAAAUAUCUUCAUCAACAGAACAGCAGGCCGGUGAGACAACAGAAUUCAAUAAAAUGUCUUCAUCAACACAUCAGCAGACUAAUGAGACAACAGCAUUCAAUAAAAUGUCUUCAUCAACACAUCAGCAGACUAAUGAGACAACAGCAUUCAAUGAAAUGUCUACAUCAUCACAACACCUGAUAGAUGAUACAACAGAGUUCAAUAAGAUAUUUACAUCAACACAACAGCAGGCCGAUGAGACCACUGCUUCAAAUACAAUGUCAAAAUCAACACAACAGCAGGCCGAUGACACAACAGCUUCCACUAAAAUGUCAAAAUCAGCACCAGAUCAGACUGGCGAGACAAAAGUUUCCAGUACGAUUUUAAAUUCCACAAGAAAACAAAAAAGAAAUGUAAGCAAGCAAACAGUAAGAGAAAAAUCGAACAUCAACUUAGAACCAUACCAAAGUCAUUCUAUGCUGGGUAUUGCCGUGGACGAUAGAUAUCCCACUGAAGACACCUUUCAUCAGCUAGAUGAUAACGAACUGAUAGGUUUUUAUCAGGUGCAAGAAAAAGAUUUGUUUCCUGUCAUCGAAAAUAUGAGUGACAUCAAAGUGAUAAAACUGUUCAAGAAACUGCACGACCACCAUAUUGCAGUCAUUCAAAGUAAUACCGUAGAUGACAUUCAGAGCUCGAGCUCUGGUAGUACAAUAGAUGAUAUCCAAGAUGCAAGAGAAAAUGAUGGUACAUUGCAAACAACAAUGAAAACAUUUGUUAAAAAAAUUAUUCCAGAUUGCAUAACGAACGGUAACCAAUGUCAACCAACAGAAACUCUUUCUUCAAAUUGGCAAAUUAUAAAAAUCCGCUCUGGAACUAAUAUUAAAACACGAUAUAUUCCUAUGCCACCCAAUACACUAAAACCAAAAACAUCAAACGCCAGACUUAAACGAUAUCGUAGAAAAAUGGAUGAAAAUAACAAUCCACCAGAACCUAAAGAGAAAUAAGAUUCUGAAUGUUUAACGCUUCAUACUUUCAUCAGAAGAUCUUUAGUGAAUACCUCAAGAUAUAAUAGAUGUAGCAGGGAAAAUGUUGAAAAUGAUAAAAUAGAGAGUAAACAUCAUAGGAUAUCAAGUAUAAAACAGUAAUUCAAUAGCAGUAACAGAAU
This is a messenger RNA of Mytilus trossulus (common blue mussel), 3633 nucleotides long. RefSeq lists its product as uncharacterized. Lineage: Eukaryota; Metazoa; Mollusca; Bivalvia; Mytilida; Mytilidae. The transcript has 4 exons. The record is from RefSeq and is a predicted model, not a curated record. Bases 89 to 3472 code for a protein of 1127 amino acids.